Molecule: messenger RNA, 3219 nt
Organism: Onychostoma macrolepis
Lineage: Eukaryota; Metazoa; Chordata; Actinopteri; Cypriniformes; Cyprinidae
Product: C-type mannose receptor 2-like
Exons: 3
Coding region: 1676-2626 (316 amino acids)
Source: RefSeq, a predicted model, not a curated record
AAUAAGUUACUGUAACUUUAUUGCGUUAUCCUUGACAAGAAGGUUGUAACAGUGAAUUACUACUUUUUGUGUCAAAUAAACUCAACUCAACAAGGAUAAUUAAUGAGACACAGGUGAACCAAAUGACGAAAUCAAACACUGGGGAAAACUGGGUCACAGAACCCAUGAGGAAAGAAAACACAACAAAAAGGUCCAUGGGCAUGACACCUACAAUAUCAGUCAUUUGAAUUCAAAUGUGAAUAAUGGCCAUCUUAAUUACAUGUUAGUACGUUUGUUAAUUAAUGUAUUAAUUAACACUUUAGGUUAAGCUAAAUGAAAAUCUGAAUUAUUCUCAUGGAAUGCACAAAGACACGCUAAUAAUUAAAAACAUUAUUUUAACUCAACUGUUGAAAUGACAGAGUAUAUAUUUCAUUAUUUAUGAAUUCUAAUUUUCAUUUUUGUAAUGUUUCUAUAUUAAAAUUAAUUUCUUGCUCUUGUAACUCAUGUGAAUGCACCUUUUUGUGCUAUCCUAUGUAGCUUCUGUGCUGCCAUUGCAGUAUAAAAUGAAUGUGAAUGUGAGCGUGAGUCGUGUAUAGUCAUUGGAGGUCCUCAUAUGCAUGUUAAUCAGUGAAAAAAAGAGGAAGGAAGAAGUUCAAGCAUGUUUUGUAACACCAGUAAAUGAAAUUUACUGUUGUAAUGUUGACUGUGAGUUGACAUCAUAUGAAGAGGAAGCAAUAUCAACUGCAGGAAUGAAAAUCCAUUACAACAUAAACCCUCGUUGCAGAGAAAUGUAAUGUAGCGAUUCAAUAGUGAAGCCAUUUUAUAGUAAAACUCACGGUGCAGGCUGACAUGAAGAUUCAGUGCUUUUAAAUGUUUCUCUGUGUGUUUUCAUUUGAAUGUGUACAUUGUGAAAUAAUGUGGGCAUUCUCUGUGCCUAUGAUUUCCAUAAAUAAAGAGUUGGAGUGUGUUGUUGCUUGUCUUUUAUUUGCUCGUGUCAAUACAUUGUGUGCAUACAGACACAUACGGACCCUUAGUCUCUACCAAAUUCAAAUGGACACACUUCCAGAGAAUUACAGUAAUAGACUAACGCAGAGGAAAAAUGUCAUAAAAACACAAAUGAGGAAGAAAUAUGAAAAGGGCUUUUGUUUAGAGUAAUAAAUGAUGUGAUGCUGAAUGAGGGAUGAGAGCAGAUAUAAUAAUCACACAGUUUGAAGCUGCAGACAGAAACAUCAGACUCUAAAGUAAGAACAACUCGCAUGUUCAUUCUUUAACCAGAAUAAGACUUUUGACAUGAUAGUAGUCUUAAUAAUAUACGUACAGUGCAUUUUUAUGUUCCUGUUGGAUUUUAAGAUGGAUUUUUAAUUAUCGCUGAAAUCAUGUUUUACACCAAAAUGAAUCUGCGAAUAUUUGAAAUUUGACUUUAUCUGUAUUUUUCUUCCUCAGAAAUGGACCAAACUCUGUUUUUCAUUCUUCUUCUCAUUAGUGAGUGUGUUUGUGGUUUUAUUUCUGGUUUCUAGUUUCAUUGGGUUUGAUUCUGUUAUGAAAAUCAUUAAAUCAAAGCCUCUCUUUCACAGCUCUCUGCUCCGUAUCUGAAUGUGUUCAGCGUCAGUAUCACUUUAUAAAUGAGUUGAAGACCUGGACUGAAGCUCAGAGAUACUGCAGAGAGAAAUACACAGAUCUGGCCACCGCUGACGACAUGAACGACAUGAACGAGCUGAAGAAGAGUGUGAAUGAUAGAAGUGUUCAGUAUGUCUGGAUUGGGCUGCAGAAGACGGGUCGUGAUCAAUGGCACUGGUCUUCAGGUGAACCUGCGCUCUAUCUGAACUGGGCUACUGGACAACCAAAAGGCAUAAAUGUUUGUGCUAUAAUAUUUAAUGGACAAUGGCGUGAUUUGCAAUGUAAUUCUGCCCAAUAUUUCAUCUGCAACAACGCGAACACAGGACUCGUCUUUGUCAAUCAGACGAUGAAUUGGAGAGACGCUCAGAGUUACUGCAGACAGAAUCACACUGAUCUGGUCAGUGUGAGGAACCAGAAUGAGAAUCAACAGGUUCAGAAGAUCAUUAGUGAUAGACAGUUAUCUGGAUCACAAGUCUGGAUUGGUCUGUUCAGAGUCAGAGACUCGUGGCAGUGGUCAGAUCAGAGUGACUCCUCGUUCAGAUACUGGAGGUCUGGUCGACCUAAUAAUUAUGGAGGUGGUGAAGACUGUACACGGAUUGAACUGAACACUCAGGGACAAUGGAACGACGUCCCUUGCCCCACUCAAUAUCCUUUUGUGUGUCAUGAAGAUGAACUGAUUCUGAUCAGAGAGAAUCUGACGUGGGCUGAAGCUCUGAGAUACUGCAGACAGAAUCAUGUGGAUCUGGUCUCGGUUCAUUCAGAAGAGAUUCAGCGUGAUGUGAUGAACGUGGUUAAACGGGCGUCUACUGCGGCGGUGUGGUUGGGUUUACACAACUACUGCAUCAUGAACAUGUGGCUCUGGCUGAGUGGAGAGAUCGUGUGCUAUCAGAACUGGGCUCCAGGGAACGGAACGACUCCAGAAAACUGCAAACUCGAGAAGAGAAAAGGAGCAGUUCAGUCUGGAGGAGAUCAGUGCUGGAUCAGCCUUCCUCAAUCUCACAAACUCAACUUCAUCUGCAGCAGAUAUUAAGAGCUAACUUACAUUCACGCUUUUCAUGGGCUACUUCAUUAUUUUUCUGGUUUACUUUUAUGUUUGAUUUGUUAUUUAGUAAGUUCUGAGUGAAUCUGCUUAUUGGGUUUUAAAAGUAGCCAGAAGUCCGUUUUAUUUCUGCAUUAUGAAAUAUGUGUCUUUUAAGAAAUUCUUUGUAUAUCCGGUGUGGUUAAACUAUGUUUUGCACUUAUCAUAUCAUUUGAACACAAACACAGAACAUCAGCUCAAAUAAACUCAUCUAAAGUCAGUACUGUCUCCUAUUUCCUGAUUUCCCCUCAACGUCACAUUAAACUGAAUUAUAUGUGGGCCUGGGAUUCGGUAACAUUUGAACUUGAAAUAUAUUUUUUCAACUACAUUCAUUUUCUAAAUACCCCACAUCAUUAGGCAAAUAUCAAAUAAUAAAAAAGUUAAAUACCUUUUAUUAUUUUCUUUUUUUUUUUUUUCUCAACUCAGUAACAGACAAAAUGGGAUUGGUUUAAAAAGGAUUUUACACAUAACUUGUUAUUAAACAAACAUCUACCUAUUGCUCAUUACGUUUAAUGAUAACAAAUGUAACAUUUAUCAUAAUUUGU